AUGGUGGAUCCUCUUGGUCCUGGCAAGUUUUACGGCAGCAGCUUACCAAGGCCCAGGUUCUACACCGACGUCAAAUUCAACGAUGAACGAGUCGAUCCACCUCCGCCACUUCUUGAUCCGUUCACAUCUUGGUCCAAUGAGGCUCACUGGUCGAUGGGAGGUCGUAGCUUCAAUCGUCUCCGUCUUCAAGGCCGAAUUGAAGGUAACGUCAAGCGCCUACGCACAGAGCGUGAGGAUUUCCAGAUGAAGAAAUCUCAACUUGCCGAUUCAUCUUCACCAAUCGGCGAUUCGUCGCUGCCUUCUGAUCCAAUUUCCAACAAGCGUCGUCGUCGGCGUUUCAUGAUUGAGGAAGAUGAUGAUGAUGAUGAGGAGGAGGAGGAUAUAGAUCAGAUUCAUGAUGAGAAGUUGGAUGAUAAAUUUGAUCAUUUGGAGAAGAAAUCUGUUAGGGUUACAAGAAGUUCAUCUUCAAGUCCUGCAACUACAACAAGAAGCUCUUCAAGGUUGGCUAAACGUGGUUAG
Impatiens glandulifera is the source of this 519-nucleotide messenger RNA. RefSeq lists its product as uncharacterized. NCBI's taxonomy places the organism in Eukaryota, Viridiplantae, Streptophyta, Magnoliopsida, Ericales, Balsaminaceae. The transcript has a single exon. The record is from RefSeq and is a predicted model, not a curated record. The coding region runs from base 1 to 519 and encodes 172 amino acids.